AUGGGCACAAUUAGGUUCGUCCUGAAAUCCGAUCGCGGUGGCAAGUUCGCAGUGCCGCGGUUUCAGCUUAGUUUUCUAGUACUACUCACUAGGAUAACUGACACGUCAGCAGCUGAAGCAAGGGCAGGAAAGGAUAUACAAGGUAUACCAUGGGAGAGGUUACAAAUCACCAGGCAGGAUUACAGAAAAGCUAGGUUGGAACAGUACAAGAACUAUGAGAACUUCCCUCAGUCCGGAGAGCUCAUGGAUAAGUUGUGCAAGCAAGUGGAGAGCAGCAGCAAGUACUAUGAAUUUCAAUACAACACUCGGAUAGUGAAACCCUCAAUUCUCCAUUUUCAGUGGUUACAUAGAGUUUCGCAUGAAACUGUUAAAAGGAUUAUAACCCUGAAAAUGGGCAAUGGAGAACCUGAUUCACACCUAAAUCAGACCGAAUCAAAGCCUGCCCUCUUCCUCCUCAAGCUGGAUAUUGCAAAAGCCUUUGAUUCGCCGUUGAAGAUCCUCAAAAGGGUGACGAACGAUGGAAUUCUGAGUCAGCUGUCCAGCCGCCAUGCAAGGUUCCGUGUUAGUAUCUGUGCUGAUGAUGUCGCCUUGUUCAUCAACCCUGUGAGAAGCGAGGUGGAUGCCCUGCACUCUGUUCUUGCUGCUUUUGGUGAUGUUUCCGGCCUGCGGACAAGUUUCUCAGAAUCAACUUCCUUCCAUAUCCACUGCCCCAACCUGGAUAUCAAUGACACUUUGGCAUCCUUCUUGCGUGAUCUGGGCUCCCUGCCCUGUUCCUAUCUCGGGCUGCCUAGUACUAGCUUCCUCUGGUCUGGCGAUGAGGAGGCAAGGGAGCUCAAUUUGCUCUUGCCUAAGCAAUUCGGAGGUUAUCAAAAAUCUGGAAAGACCGCUAAAUUCUGGACUGAUAGUUGGCUUAACGUAGGCCACUGGUCGUCAUUGUCUCACAAAAUGACAGAUGUUCUUGAUUUCUCAGGGCAUGUUGCUCCAGCAAAGAAACACCCUGGCUGUGCACUAGAAGGGUUUACUGGCGUUCAAGUUAGCACACUUGCAGUAAAUGAGGGUUUGUUGGUCGCUGGUGGUUUUCAAGGAGAACUAGUUUGCAAGAGUCUAGGAGAACGUGAUGUUAAGUUCUGCACAAGGACUACUUUGAGUGACAAUGCUAUCACAAAUGCUAUGGAUAUACACAGAUCUACAAGUGGAAGCUUGCGCAUUACGGUAUCGAAUAAUGAUUCUGGUGUUCGUGAAUUCGACAUGGAAAGAUUUCAGCUCUUGAAUCACUUCCGUUUUAACUGGCCAGUGAAUGUAACUUCUACCCUAGUUGGCCAUCUGGACUACUCAUUUGCCUCAGCAUGGCACCCGGACGGUGUCACCUUCGCAACCGGGAACCAGGACAAGACCUGCCGGGUCUGGGACAUCCGGAACCCGUCGACCUCCCUCGCGGUCCUGAGGGGCAACAUCGGCGCAAUCCGGUGCAUCCGCUACUCCUCGGACGGGCGGUUCCUUCUCUUCUCCGAGCCCGCCGACUUUGUGCACGUCUACAGCGCCGCCGAGUGCUACCGGAAGCGGCAGGAGAUUGACUUCUUCGGCGAGAUCUCCGGGAUCUCGCUCAGCCCGGACGACAAGUCCCUGUUCGUGGGGGUGUGCGACCGCGUCUACGCCAGCCUGCUGAAUUAUAGGAUGGUACACGCCAACGGGUACCUGGACUCGUACAUGUAG
This is a messenger RNA of Triticum turgidum subsp. durum (durum wheat), 1713 nucleotides long. The record is from the annotation of a GenBank genome assembly. Lineage: Eukaryota; Viridiplantae; Streptophyta; Magnoliopsida; Poales; Poaceae.